Messenger RNA from Eleginops maclovinus (Patagonian blennie), 2518 nucleotides. It is a transcript of the gene lman2la, whose product is annotated as lectin, mannose-binding 2-like a. The coding region runs from base 13 to 1098 and encodes 361 amino acids. Gene Ontology annotation, cellular component: endoplasmic reticulum membrane; endoplasmic reticulum-Golgi intermediate compartment; Golgi membrane. The record is from RefSeq and is a predicted model, not a curated record. NCBI's taxonomy places the organism in Eukaryota, Metazoa, Chordata, Actinopteri, Perciformes, Eleginopidae. Gene Ontology annotation, biological process: endoplasmic reticulum to Golgi vesicle-mediated transport. The transcript is spliced from 9 exons. Gene Ontology annotation, molecular function: D-mannose binding.
UUUUGACCUGCGAUGGCUGCCGCCAGCAUGAGCUAUCGUUAUAGGGAGCCCACAUCCCCAUUUAGACGGAAAACAAUGCCUUUAAAAUCAUACUGGACUUUCGCUUUUCUCAUGUUUACUGCAACACGGUGCUCUGCCGACGAUGAUCAUGAAAUGGAGGAGUUUUUGAAGCGGGAGUAUUCCCUUUCCAAGCCUUACCAAGGUGUGGGAUCCUUAGGCUCAUCCCACUGGGAGCUGAUGGGUGAUGCCAUGGUAACCACCGACCAGGUGCGCCUCACACCUGACAAGCAGAGCAGGCAGGGGGCAGUGUGGGGCCGCCUGCCUUGCCAUCUGACAGACUGGGAGAUGCAGGUGCACUUUAAGAUUCAUGGACAAGGAAAGAAGAACCUGAAUGGUGACGGGCUGGCUAUUUGGUACACUAAGGAACGUAUGCAGAAAGGUCCUGUUUUCGGAAAUAUGGACAACUUCACAGGCUUGGGUGUGUUCGUGGACACGUAUCCCAAUGAGGAGAAACACCUAGAGGCGCAGAAGAAAAGAUAUACUCCUCGCACUCAGAGGAUCUUCCCCUUCGUUCUGGCCAUGGUGGGGAACGGCAGCAUCAGCUACGACCACGAGCGUGACGGCCGGCCCACAGAGCUAGGCGGCUGCAACGCCAUGGUGCGCAACCUCAAACAAGACACCUUUCUCUUCAUCCGAUACAUCCGCCGCAGGCUCACAGUGAUGAUAGACAUCGAUGGACAACAUGAGUGGAGGGACUGCUUGGACAUACCCGGGGUGCGGCUUCCUAAAGGUUAUUACUUUGGAGCUUCAUCCGUCACUGGAGACCUCUCAGAUAACCAUGACAUCAUUUCCCUGAAACUCUACCAACUGACGGUGUUGCGGAGUCAACAGGAAGAGGAAGAGGAGGAAGAAGAGAUUACCAUACCCAGUGUAGAUAACUUUGAACUACUUAAAUUCGGUCUUGUUGAAGAAGGGAUGAGUGGGAUAGCCAUUUUCUUCACCGUGCUCUUCUCCAUGCUGGGCUGCAUCUUCCUCAUCGUCAUCGGCCUGGUGGUCUACAGCCACUGGAAGGAGAACCAACGCAAGCGCUUCUACUGAGAGAGACUGUAACAAAAGCAAAUAUGGAGGUCGUGAUAGUGAAGACUAAUGAGGCCUGUCGACCCAAACCGCACUGAGACGCUGCUGUCGGGUUGUGCAGCAGGUUGUUUUUACCUGAGAACAAACACUAUUUUGAUAGGAGACGGAGUAGAUUUUUCACCUGCUACUCAAAAGCCAUCGUCCAACUUUGCCAUUGGUCGUUACGAAGCAGUAGGAAGAAUUUAUCCUCCACCCGUCUGACACACACCAGCUCUGCCUUACCAUCUCUGCCUCUAUACCUGUUACUCAGCAUACGUGCAGUGCGACAUCUUAUGAGCAGCUACAUUUGAUUUUUUUGGGUCCCUGUUAGCUGCAAAUAGGUAAUUCUGAGAUUUAUCAUAUGCUUUUUUUUAUUUCACUGACUUAUGUUUUUCAGAUAUUAUUUAUAAGUAUCCAAGGUUUUCCAAUCUACAGUAUGACUUGAAGAGCUAACGAAAUAGCACUAAAAAUCAAUGUGGCCACCCGUACUGUAGCUUCAUGCUAACAUAAGAGGCAUCUGUACUCUACUUUGCACCCGUGUGCUUUGUAUUCAGUCAUUUUGAGCAUAUACUAUAUCAUGCUGUAUAUUCUCAUCCUGUAGUAGUUUGCAUGGAUUUCAUGUAGAUUGUUUAUUAUGAGUCCUGAGGAGUUGCGCAUCAUAGUUUACAGUGUGCUUGACCUUUAAAUGUGUUUAUAAAGCGUAUGGAAAACUGUUUAAUUGAUGCAUGUGGCAAAGAUGUGGGUGUUUCAGGGAAAUAUUAUAAUGGAUUUUAAUAUUAAUAAUUGAAAAAAAGAUGUAUUUAUAUUAUUUGUUCUUCAAUUCCAAGAUUUUAUUUUUAUUUCCAUAAAAAAUAUAAACGUUAUUUAAAUCAGAUUAGAACAAAUUCCUCUAAAUAUAUUUAAAACAAAUGAAUUUAAAUGUUGGAUGUGGAUUUUGCACUGAAGAGAUUUUUAAUAUUAAUAAAUAAAAUGUUAUUUAUUAUAUAUACAACUAUUUUCCUUUUUGCUGACAGUUUUUCUUUGCACAUUGUACACAAAGAUUUAUUUUUGUUUGAGUUGUUUUUAACACUACCACUGUGUUUCUGUCAUACCUCAAAUGCUUUUGCAGUGAAGCUCUGGAGGGAGCUGUUGCUCAGCGUUUCUUAUGUUCUGGAAAUGUUUGCAGGUCUCAUGUCAACAUCAUAUAUGUUUCAUGAGUUGCUUUGUUUUCAGUUGUGCAAUAAGUGAGGACCUCCGUAUUUCAUGUAGCCACUUUGACAACCACUUAUUUAUACUUUGUUUUGUAUGAAUCCGUGCCUCGUGUUUCCUCUCUGUUACCCACGAGUUAUAUUUUUAACCAAUGAUUUUGACCUGAACUGUUUGUAUUUCCUCAUUAAAGACCAAAAAAGAACUACAUUGAUAA